GGGAGGUGGGGAAGCAACUCGGUGUUUUCCGGAUAUUAAAAAGACGCGAGGAUUCUCGAAAUCCACUACGAGGUCCAUAGUCGACCCUCCCAGUUAUCAGUGCAGCCCGGUGCUCCCAGCCUGGCACAGACCCUGACAUAUUCUCACCCAUUUCGGCCCACUAGCCGCCCGGAACCAUGUCGAAUUUCGCCCCCGCCGCCCUGGGCGGGCCCCUAGGAGACGAUCUCGAAGUGGCCAGCAAGUCCCCUUCGAUCGGCAAACGGGUCGUCUUUCAAGUCAUCGACGCCCACUUCGACGGCAGCACAACGCCACAGGUGCUCAAAACGUUCCUGCGGGCGACGGCAUCGCCAAGGGCAUGGAAACGCUUCCGCCGCAGACGGACGGGACGGCGCGGAUUCUGGACAUGAUCAUCCAUUCCAACUUCGUCAUCACGGACCUCCGCGACACGGAGGGCCCCGAGACAACCCGGCCGGCUCCAAACUUUUUGAUCGGUUUUCUGAGGCAGCGGCAUACGCGGCCGUUUGAGGAGCGGCGCAUCUUUAGGUGGCUCAACGAUCCGCUGCUCGUGAACGACAUCGGGAGCAUCUCCCAGUGGUCGCAGAGCCUGGGCGGCGACAGUGUGAAUUUCUAUCGCCUGGUCAACCGCACGAGCCUGCCGCAGAAUCCGCUGGACCAUGAUCUCCAUCCGAGAGACUCGUACUUGACUUGUGUGCAGGAUGCAGAUGACCGGUUGAUAUUUAUUAUCGUGAACAAUGUUUGGUCCGAGCAAAGAUUCAGCGUCAACAAAUCCAGCGACGACGACAUCAUCUUCCAGAAUCCCCGGGGCAUUCCGGCCAUGCUAGCCGGGAAGCCCUCAAGUUCCCACUCGCCAAAAACCCCCAUCUUCAAGUCCCGCUGGGCCUCUUCGAGCCUCGGCUCUCUGCCAAGAGCAGCGACGCGAUCAAGGAAAUCGAGGACGCCGAGGGCAUCCUCCGGAGCGUCAAAAACCUGGUGGACUCGAUUGAGUUCGUGGUCGAGGCUCUCAAGGCCAAAAACGCCGCCGCCACAGACAGACUACCUGACCAAGAAACACGCCAUCCGCGAAGCCAAGGCGAUCAAGAUCCUCACCAUCUUAGCCUCGUUGUACCUGCCGCUAUCUCUCUCCGCCACGCUGCUGGGCAUGCAAACACCGUUCCGCAUGGUGGCCCACACCAUCGUCCCGAGCGACCAGGCCAGCAACCUCUUGCUAAUUCUCGACACCAACCUGCUGUUCGACUUCUUGGGCGUGUUCAUCUGGCUCGCCACAUCCACCAUCUGCAUCCUGUACGCGAUCCAGCUGGGGCUGUGGCUCAAGUCCAACGGGCUGGGCAAGCUGUCGCGCGUGUUCAGCGGGCCGUUCUCCAUCUUCUCGUACGGCAAGCGCUGGCGCUUCGGCGGGCGGGGCGGCCGGGUCUUCGAGCUUGUAAGCGGCGUGACCGCGUGGUGGGUCGGCCUCGGCUUCUGCUUCACGCUGCUGGUCAUCUUCUUCGUCGGCAUGCUGCGUACGGCGCAGGACGCCUGGGACACGGCGUGGAGUAUCUUUACCGUCUAUUUCGCCGUGAGCGGGGCGCUGUUUACGUCGUGUUUCGGGAUUUACAUAUACUUGCACCACCGGAAGGUGAGGGGGCGACGAGGGUCUGUAGCCUUCCCCGUCUUCCUACAUCGUAGCGCUUUCUGUUUGGCCUGAGCCAAUUCAACUUUGAAGUCAAUGAAUUAUAUUAAGUUGAAUUAGGCGGAAGUGUAAAGAGCGUGUACGACGGGUCUAUUCCACCUCUAGGUUAAGACAUUCUAGCCAUUGUGACUGUGCCCUCACUGGUAGUUGUACUCUACUCAAUUGAGAUUUGGUUGGCCUCUACACGGAUGAACAAGUAAGCAAAUCGGGGAAAGGUUGAUGACGGGCCACGAGAAGCAGAAAUCCGGAGAGAAAGGUACUGAGCUCAUAGAGUCCGGAGACUCCCUGGUCAACACGAGAAUUCCAGGAUGUUUUUUCAGACGAAUACUCUGUCCAGUUGGUCAUAAACUCCUGGAAACUGGUCUUUCGAUACGGCUACAGGAAGUUCCGGCACGACUUUGUGAACUUAACUAUUGAAGGUAGCGGCAUCAAGCUUAU
This is a messenger RNA of Lasiosphaeria miniovina, 2128 nucleotides long. RefSeq lists its product as uncharacterized. The record is from RefSeq and is a predicted model, not a curated record. The transcript has 2 exons. NCBI's taxonomy places the organism in Eukaryota, Fungi, Ascomycota, Sordariomycetes, Sordariales, Lasiosphaeriaceae. Bases 356 to 1705 code for a protein of 449 amino acids.